AUGCCUAGUUUUAUCAUUCAUGAUAUUGCUUCCGGAACUACACCACCACCACCUUCAAGUUCACUACCAAAUUCACCGCCGGCGACCGUGCAAAAGCUAAGAAAAGCGAGCACUAAGGUCAUAAAACAUAUCCAAAAUGAUACUACAAUUUCUCCGAAGGUGCGAGAUAGUCUUUCUCGGAUUUUGGCGGGUGGGCUCGCUCUUGCCGAGGUUGGUGCUCAAUUCGCGGAGGACAAUGUGCGGAUUCUACGGCGGAAAAGGCUGUCGAAUACUGCUAGAACAAAGCGCAGGCUUCCGGAACUAGGCCCUCGCCUAGUUAAGGACUGUAAAAAGCAUAUUUCCGACCGUGCCGACCGAGAAAGACUACAAAUGUUCAACCGGUCGAAGAAAGCAUGGCGGGACGCCGCUAUUUUAAAAGCAAUUGAGGACGGCGACAUUGAGGAUACAGGUGAAAUUCAGGAGGAUCCCGAUACAGAAAUGGCCCCAGAAUGGAUAGAUAAUCUUUAUUAUGUUGAUACUACUGGGGACGUUAUUUAA
Molecule: messenger RNA, 537 nt
Organism: Penicillium crustosum
Lineage: Eukaryota; Fungi; Ascomycota; Eurotiomycetes; Eurotiales; Aspergillaceae
Exons: 1
Coding region: 1-537 (178 amino acids)
Source: RefSeq, a predicted model, not a curated record